Danio rerio (zebrafish) is the source of this 2494-nucleotide messenger RNA. The record is from RefSeq and is a predicted model, not a curated record. Lineage: Eukaryota; Metazoa; Chordata; Actinopteri; Cypriniformes; Danionidae.
GACCAAUGACAAGCUCUGUUCAUUAGACUGAUCUAGUCUUUUUACAACCGUUCAGUCAGCAGCAUUAUGUCAAUGAUUGUCAUUAAAAGUGAAAAAACAUUUUGACAAGGCUUGACAUUGUAUUCUGCUGAUGGGAAAUGUGCCUGGAUACAUCAGAAACCACAAUAUUUGAGUGAGGUUGAAUAUUCAACUCUGCGUGUGAAUUCUAAAGCGAUCAUACAGAACUCUCAACACUUCAACCAGCUCAGAAAACAGCACAGUCAGCUUUAUAAUUUCCAUGUCUGUAUUUUUGCCUGAUAAACUACCUGCCACAUAGCUGAAGAGAUGAUACUGUUUUUAUUUUUUGUCAUGCCUGGCCUGGGUUUUAUUUCUGGGACACAAACUGAAAUGGGAAAUGUUACACUGCAAAAUUACCAAACAGUAAUACAUAUUGAUAUCUCACUGAACUCUGGACACCGCAUUACUAUUGAGGACGGAGUAAAUAAAUUACAGUGUAAUUACAGUUCAUUAACAAUCCCAUGUUAUGCUGAGUGCUCCCAUAACAACUUUGUAAACAAAAACUUGACCGACCCACAACAAAGUCAAAUAUUUGUGACGGAUAACUAUAAGAACUACACUACAAUAAGAUUCACCAUACCAGACACUACAACCAAUUGUACUGUGGUUAAAUGUUGGCCGGAAGAAAUAAGUAACCUCCUGAAAACGAAAGAAAGUCAAAUGGUUUUCCCGAAAGACGUGAAAAACAUUAACAAUGUUAAAAACAUGUGUGGAGCUGUGAUCUUAAACGAAACUGUGACGGACACCUACAUUAGUGCUGAGAAGAAAGCCAUCGAUGAAUUGAUAAAUAAUACAAAUUCUAACCAAACCACAACAUACGUUACUAAGGAUUUUUCUCUGACUGUGGUUUCCAUGAAUACAAGCACGCCAGACGAUUUCAUACUAAUUCCUGUUCCAGAUGUAUUACAUUAUAAGGAUGUUGCGCUGACAUGGAUCCCAGUGGACCCGUUCCUAAAUCAAAGCCAGAGCAAAAUUGGUGUAGUCACCUACGAUUCCUACGAGCAUUUUAAGGUUAAACUUGUAAAUAAAAGUAUUACCUCCACAGUUAUAAGGAUUGAAGCCCCUGGAGUGGACCUUUCAAAUUUGAAACAUCUACUUAAAAUAAGGUUCAGAUAUAAUGACACGGUUUACAGACCUAACACCACCCUGUCCUGUGAGUUCUACGAUGAACAAGGCAACAAAACAUGGAAACCCGAUGGUUGUUCUACAAAUAGGAUUAGUAAUGAUGAGGUUGAAUGUUACUGUGACCAUGCAACUCCUUUUGCUUUGCUUCUGGUUGAUUUGAAGAUCUCCAAAAGCCAAUGGGAAAUCUUGUCGUACAUCAGCUAUGUAGGCUGCUGUCUGUCCGCGUUUUUUUCUGCAGUCACGGUCUUUUCGUACAUCUUCAUUAGUAACGCGAGGGCAGAGGUGUCCAGCAGCAUUCACGUGUCUCUGAGUGCUGCUCUGUUUGUCCUCAACUCGAGCUUCAUGUUGAGUGAAUGGGCCGCCACACUGUCCAUGAACGGACUGUGUGUGUUUAUAGCUGUGACUAUACACUACAGCCUGCUGUCUUCCUUUACCUGGAUGGCCAUUGAAGCCAUGCACCUCUACCUUCUUCUCAUCAGAGUCUUCAACAUUUACAUCAAGCACUACAUGAUCAAGCUGUCUGUGAUCGGAUGGGGAGUCCCUGCUGUUGUUGUUGGAGGCUUGCUGUCAGUUCAUAACAUCAGACCCUUUUAUGGCACCCAUGAGAUGACAUUAACAGACACUGAUCGGACCAAUUCAAUCUGCUGGAUCAAAGAGAACAUCAUCCUGUACGGCGUGACCCUUUCCUACUUCAGUAUCGUAUUCCUGUUCAACUUAGGAAUCCUGAUCACAGUGUCUAGACAGAUCUUAAAGCUACAUCGUACAAGUAGAAAGUAUGAAAAGAUGCCAGUCUGGAAGGAUGCCGGCACAGUGCUGGGGCUCAUGUGUCUGCUGGGUACGACAUGGGGUUUGGCCUUCUUCACCUCUGGACAUACCAUCUACCCUAUACUCUACCUAUUCUGCAUCUUCAACUCAAUGCAAGGAUUUUACAUCUUUGUGUGGAUGUGUGCAACAACGAUGAAAAACGGAAGGCAGUCACUUCAAUCCAAGACUAAAUCCACUGUGGACGUCUCCAGAUAAGGACUACUCAUGUUGUUUUCUUACUGAAACCUCUUUUAUGUGACAUUUUACAAGACAUUAUCCAGCUACAUCCACAGAAAAGCACCAUCCCCUGUGACCCCCUUUUUCUUUUGCAAGAGUGCUGACUUCCUUUGCUCCAAUUCAGCACAUAAACAUCAAAUAAAAUGAAGCUUCCUUUUUCUAACUCAAAUUAAGACUUUAAAAUAUGAUUUGUCUCAUCUUAUCUUAGACCUGCUUAUUUAUUGUGAGAAAAAAAAAAUUAUAAAUAAAUGCUGUGAUUUGUGAAUAAAAA